Messenger RNA from Closterium sp. Yama58-4, 1512 nucleotides. Lineage: Eukaryota; Viridiplantae; Streptophyta; Zygnematophyceae; Desmidiales; Closteriaceae. The record is from the annotation of a GenBank genome assembly.
AUGACGGGAGACCAUUCUAAAGCCGCAGCCGCACUACUCGUCGUCGCCAUCUUCUUUGCGAGUGACGUGGGAUUGCCAGUGGCGCAAGGAGCACCUGCCUCUAACGGCGCGACUGCUGGGGGCGGCAGCAACUUCAUUGAUACAACGGGCGCGAGCAACCCGACUAUCGCCCGCGGCAUUAGGGGCGCGGUGAGCGCGGGGAGCGCGGGGAGGAUGGCCGCGCGCGAGACGGUGAACGCGGAGCUGCGCGUGGGCACGGUGGUGCUCGCCGGAUCGCUCGCGCAGCCGCGCUCCGUCUCCUUCGACCUGGGUCUCUGCGCGCCCGCGCCCGGCGAUAUCGCGGGCGUGAGCGGCGGCGGCGGCGGCGGCGCGGGUGGCGGAGGAGGCGCGGCGGACGCGCUGGUGUGGUGGGACGUGUUUUCGGAUCGCUCGGUGUGCAACGCGGUGCAGCUGUUUGUGUCGCCUGACUGCUCGGGUAACCCUGCGGCGAAAUACCCGUUUGCAGGGUAUAUGAGUCCCAUCAAGCUGCGCACAUCAGUGAAGUCCAUCCGCUGCGUUAUCAACAACAUCUGUCAGAGUGCCAAGUGCCCUGAACACUCCACGUGCAUAAAGACUAACGAUUACAAGGGGGUGGCAUGCCAGUGCGCGCAGGGCUAUCGUGACUCACCAGAGGCCGACAGGAAUCACCCACACGACAGAAUGGCGCCCAAGGGUAGGACCCCGAGAGGGCAAAUCGAGACCGUCAAGAAGCCCGCCGCGGCUGCCCCCUCCAAGGGCAAGAAGUCCGACAAGGUCACCAACCCGCUGUUCGAGAGGCGCCCGAAGACGUUCGGAAUCGGCGGAGCGCUGCCCCCGAAGAAGAACCUGCACCGGUUCGUCAAGUGGCCCAAGUACGUGCGCCUGCAGCGGCAGCGCCGGGUGCUCAACCAGCGGCUCAAGGUGCCGCCCGCCAUCAACCAGUUCACCAAGACGCUCGACAAGAGCCUCGCCACGUCGCUGUUCAAGCUGCUGCUCAAGUAUCGCCCCGAGGACCGCGCAGCCAAGAAGGAGCGACUGCUGAAGGCGGCCGAGGCGGCGAAGGAGGGCAAAACCGUUGAGUCGAAGAAGCCGGUUGUGGUGAAGUACGGCAUCAACCACAUCACGUACCUCAUCGAGCAGGGCAAGGCGCAGCUGGUGGUGAUCGCGCACGAUGUUGAUCCCAUUGAGCUCGUCAUCUGGCUGCCUGCGCUCUGCCGCAAGAUGGGCGUGCCUUACUGCAUCGUCAAGAGCAAGUCCCGACUUGGUCAGGUGGUGCACCAGAAGACGGCCACUGCGCUGGCGCUGACAGCAGUGAAGAACGAGGACAAGGGCGAGCUCAGCAAGAUCGUGGAGUCGGUCAAGGCGCACUUCAACGACAAGGGCGACGAGUUGAGGCGCCAAUGGGGUGGGGGCAUCAUGGGCAUCAAGUCGCAGGCCAAGAUGAAGGCCCGCGAGCGCAUCCUCGCCAAGGAGGUGGCCCAGCGCAUGGCUUAG